Penicillium antarcticum is the source of this 1785-nucleotide messenger RNA. RefSeq names its product sexual development activator VeA (gene veA). NCBI's taxonomy places the organism in Eukaryota, Fungi, Ascomycota, Eurotiomycetes, Eurotiales, Aspergillaceae. The transcript is spliced from 2 exons. The record is from RefSeq and is a predicted model, not a curated record. Bases 1 to 1785 code for a protein of 594 amino acids.
AUGGCGACUAGACCACCGAUGAUGCCGCCUCAUAAUGAGACCGAACACUCGGUCAGCCGGAUAACUCGAGAGGGCAAACAGCUUACCUACAAAUUGAGUGUGAUGCAGCAGCCUGAGCGGGCCAGAGCCUGUGGUGCAGGAGCAAAGUCAUCUGCCGACCGUCGCCCUGUUGAUCCUCCGCCGGUCGUCGAACUCCGUAUCUUCGAGUCCGAUCCCACCAACGAAGCCCAUCAGACCGAUAUCACCUUUGCCUACAAUGCGAACUUCUUCCUCUACGCGACUUUGGAUACUGCACGCCCUAUCGCCCACGGGCGGGUAUCUGGACCGCCGUCUUGUCCGGUCUUGACUGGUGUGCCAGUCGCUGGCAUCGCGUACCUUGACCGUCCAUCGCAAGCGGGUUACUUCAUCUUCCCAGAUCUAUCGGUGCGCCACGAAGGACGGUAUCGGUUGAACUUCCACCUGUAUGAAGAGAUCAAGGACGCCAAGGAUGCCGAUAGAGACUCGAAUCUUCCUCUGCCUAACCAGAUUACUCCUGUCGGCGGAGCGAAGCCAGAUUCGCCACAAGCAUUCCUGCAUUUCCGCCUCGAGGUCAAGUCAGUACCGUUCACAGUCUACAGUGCGAAGAAGUUUCCGGGCCUAGCGACUAGCACAUCUCUAAGUCGCAUCAUUGCUGAGCAGGGCUGCCGUGUUCGUAUCCGUCGUGAUGUCCGCAUGAGACGUCGGGGAGACAAGCGAGAGGAGGAUUACGAAUUCGACGAGGAACGCACCGGCGUUUAUGCACGACCUACAGAUCGAUUCUCGACACCGGAUCGCUACGCGGCUGCGAUGGACCGUCCUCGAUCAAAUAGCAACGGCAGCGUCGUUGAAUCGCCAUAUGGGUUUAUUCCACCGGAUCGCCGGCCAUCUGCACCGGAUUAUGGCUUCCAGUGCCCGCAACCAUAUCAAAGACCUAUGCCACCUGCGCCCAUUUCCCACUCCCAAACACCUUCAUAUCAGUCACACCUCUCAUUCGGUUCUACGCCAACUCACUACCCGGCUCCGCACAUGCCCCCUACACCUCCGCCAGUUGUAUCAUCAGGGAUGUAUUCUCCGCAACAUACAUAUGCACAAAUUCGACACCAAUCCAAUGCUUCCGAGUAUGAAGGGACGCCCGGUGGGUACCCCAUGGCACCUCGGAUGCCCGAGCAACGGAUGGGCUACCCUAAGCCGUCGGUGACUUCCUACCACAUGGAACCGCCCAAAGCACAACCGUACAUGGACCCUCGCAUGGAGCCGCCAAAAAUGCAAUCAUCCUACGUGGAGCCUCGCAUGGAACCACCAAAAGCACCGACUUACAUGGAUCCCCGUAUGGAAUCACGCAUGGAAUCUCGCAUGCCGGACCCGAACCUCUACCACCCAGUGCCACAAGCAGCAGUGUCGCGCACUGAGGCCCCGAGCAUGGUGUCGGCAUUGCCGCCUCUGAAAACUCUUCCCAAUGAAUAUUCCAAUCAGGUUGUUCCCUCGGUGGAAUGCACGUCUCCAAGUCCAGGAUACGACAAUGUCUCAGGGAAGCGGAUGCUAUACCAGACCGGUCCAGCAUACGGAAAGCGAUCCCACGAAGAUUCAUUCGGACUUGAUCAGCGCUCUAUGCAGAAUGGUAUGCGGCCAGAUGCUGAGCCUUAUCCUCCCGCCUACCGCGAUUUCGCUGGCGAGAGCCGGGCAGCACUGAUGGCUGAAAUGGGCAUUGAAAUGUCCUACAAGCGUGCCAACGGCCGCACUGUACAGAAAGCUCCUCCGCCGACUUGA